AUGUAUGGAAACCAAAUAUACAGCCUUAAAAUAGAAUGUGGACCUAAAUACCCAGAAGCACUGCCCUUUGUAAGAUUUGCAACAAAAAUUAGUAUGAAUGGAGUUAAUAGCUCUAACGGAGUGGUGGACCCAAGAGCCACAUCAGUGCUAGCAAAAUGGCAGAAUUCAUAUAGCAUCAAAGUUAUCUUGCAAGAAAUUCGGUGCCUAACGAUGUCUAAAGAAAAUAUGAAACUCCCUCAGCCGCCUGAAGGACAGUGUUGCAGCAAUUGA
Messenger RNA from Choloepus didactylus (southern two-toed sloth), 270 nucleotides. RefSeq names its product ubiquitin-conjugating enzyme E2 variant 1-like. The transcript has a single exon. Bases 1 to 270 code for a protein of 89 amino acids. The record is from RefSeq and is a predicted model, not a curated record. NCBI's taxonomy places the organism in Eukaryota, Metazoa, Chordata, Mammalia, Pilosa, Megalonychidae.